Boleophthalmus pectinirostris (great blue-spotted mudskipper) is the source of this 1381-nucleotide messenger RNA. RefSeq names its product neuronal membrane glycoprotein M6-a-like. The record is from RefSeq and is a predicted model, not a curated record. The transcript is spliced from 10 exons. Gene Ontology annotation, biological process: neuron projection development. Lineage: Eukaryota; Metazoa; Chordata; Actinopteri; Gobiiformes; Gobiidae. Gene Ontology annotation, cellular component: neuronal cell body; axonal growth cone; plasma membrane. The coding region runs from base 390 to 1226 and encodes 278 amino acids.
GUUUUUUUUACAUGAUUGUCUUGCAGUCAAGCUAGCAGUCCACGUGAACAUACUGAUCAAGGUUGAUCCAGCAGCAUGAAGAAUUGGUCAAAUGUAGAAGAAAACUUGGCCUAUUUGGGAAAAUCUACAGUCUUCGGAUGAAAGAGAGCGAGCGAGAGAGGGACUUCGCAGAUCUACAUCAUCUGCGUGGAAGCAUGUGUCUGUGGAUGAGAGGAGAGAGAGGCAGGGACUUCCCUAAGCCUCCAUCAUCUGCAGGAAAAAAAAAAAAAAGCCCACUCAAUAUUCCGCCGCCUCCCACAUCACCAGAGCGAGCCGAGCACUAGCAAGGAAGGAAUCGCACCCUCAACCUCGAGACAAAAGGGAAAUCUAACCUCUAACCCGCCCCAACAAUGGAGGAGAACAUGGAUGACUCUCAAAGCCAGAAAGGCUGUAAGGAGUGCUGCGAGCGUUGCGUGGGCAGUCUUCCCUGGGCCUCCCUCAUUGCCACCAUCUUACUGUACAUGGGAGUGGCUCUGUUCUGUGGCUGUGGACACGAGGCUCUCAGUGGGACAGUGACCAUUCUGCAGAACUACUUUGAGGUGAUUCGAGCUCCGGGAGAUGUUAUCGAUGUCUUUACUAUCAUUGACAUCCUGAAGUACAUCAUCUAUGGGCUGGCAGCUGGCUUCUUUGUGUUCGGGGUCCUUCUGCUCGUGGAGGGCUUCUUCACCACUGGGGCCAUCAGGGAUCUGUAUGGAGAGUUCAAGAUCACUGCCUGCGGACGCUGCCUCACCGCAUUCCUGAUGUUCCUGGCCUACCUCUUCUUCCUGGUGUGGUUGGGAGUGACCGCGUUCACAUCUUUGCCGGUCUUCAUGUACUUCAACGUCUGGUCCAUGUGUCAGAACACCAGUGUCGUGGAGGGGGCCAACCUCUGCCUCGACCUGCGCCAGUUCGGAGCUGUGACUAUCUCUGAGGACAGGAAAGUGUGCACAGGAUCUGACAAGUUCUUCAAGAUGUGCGAAUCCAACGAGCUGGACCUGACCUUCCACCUGUUUGUGUGCGCACUGGCAGGAGCUGGGGCUGCUGUUAUUGCUAUGGUGCACUUCCUGAUGGCUCUGGCUGCUAACUGGGGCUACCUGAAGGAUGCCAGCCGGAUGCAGAAGUACGAAGACAUCAAGUCCAAGGAGGAGCAAGAGCUGCACGACAUCCACUCCACGCGCUCCAAAGAACGACUCAACGCUUACACAUAGAGAGGAGAGCCAGCAGAGGGCGGCACGCACCAUUCAAACAGAGCAUAGGCACAUACACACAAGCACCCACCUGACAAACAGCGCAAAUAUACCACUAAAUAUACUAUGAAAACACCAACGAGUUAAGUUUUAAAAAUAUACUAUAAGGAAGCAGG